AUGCCGAGCAACGAAGAGAAUGUCGCACUCCAUGCAUCGAACCCCAACAUCAUAAGUACAAGUGCAUUACCAUCUCCAUCUAGAGCUCGUCUGCUUGCAUCUGCUGGAUUUGGCAAUGGUCCUACUGCACCUGAUGAAGCACAUGCCGUCCGUCUAAAUGUGCUCAAUAGUAGCGUUCAAGAAGCCCGUGAAGCGCGUAAUUCGCGUCUUAUUAUAGGGGCAAUCUCAUUGGUCAAUUUACCCCAGAUCAUUGCUGCUGCUGUCAUUUUAGCGUCAUCAUGGCAAAAUGAGACGUUGUGCUUCCGGAUUCAAGUGUGGGUUUUACUUCACACGAUCCACUUAACACUCACUUUGCUGCUCGAAUGGGCACUUUACUAUUUAAAUCUCGCACGCAGUAACAAUGCGAUUCGUCUUCGAGAGAAGUACAUGACUAUCUUGAGUCAAGUCAAGUACGGACUUGAUCUGGCUGGUCUCUUUUGGUUCCUAGUGGGCAAUAUGUGGGUCAUCAGUGACAGUGCUCGUUGUAAUGACGGGUCUGCAAUGUACCAAUUAGCAUUAUGGAUGAUCAUCAUUUCCUAUGCCAAGAUUUUUCUGCCGUGUUUGCUGCUACUGGCGUUAUUGCCGAUCCUAUGCUUCUGUCUGCCUUGUGUCAUUCGACUCCUCAGCAGAUUGCAGGACCCCAUGAGAGGAAAAGGGGCCACCCAAGAGGUGGAAACUCUCAUCGACCAGUUAGAGACCAAGACGUACACGAGCAACAUGUUCCCGCCCGAAGAUGCAUGCUGCUGUAUUUGCCUGAAUACUUACGAAGCUUCACAGUCCUUGCGUGUGCUACCGUGCGCGCACCAUUUUCACAAAGAAUGCGUGGACGAAUGGCUUUUAGUGAAUUCGACGUGCCCAACCUGCCGCAAAUCCAUGUUUGACGCAGGUUUAGGCGGUCCCAUGGCAACAAGCGAGGAAGACAUGCUGCAGCGUACUUUUGAUUACACGGUGGCUGAUGUGAGCUUCUACUUUCCAAAAUAG
This is a messenger RNA of Peronospora farinosa, 1020 nucleotides long. The record is from the annotation of a GenBank genome assembly. Lineage: Eukaryota; Oomycota; Peronosporomycetes; Peronosporales; Peronosporaceae.